GUGUGUCCAGAAUACAGAAACUGAAACUGGUUUUUUUCUAUUUCCUCACUGAAAAUUACUUACUAAACAUGGGCUUUCAGCCUCGGCCUCAGAGGAAUAAAAUGGUUUUGGAUGUCGGGACUUGGGAGCAGAUAUUUCAAGAACUGAUCCAGGAGGUGAAACCCAGGACCAAAUGGACCCUGCGACUGGAGGAGAACCUUCAGCUGGACCGUGUUGCCCAGGGGUGGAAGCAGUACCAGCAGAGAGCAUUCGGCAGGUUCCAGUGUUCCUCAUGCCAGCGGAGGUGGGCUUCUGCCCGAGUGAUCAUCCUGUGUCACAUGCACCUAGAGCGCCGGAAGUCCCAGGGCCAGGUGCUCAUGCGGCACUUUGCUCAGAGGUGCCAGAAGUGCUCCAAAUGUCCAUUUGAAAAGCCGGACUUCUCUCCUGAGAGCACCAUGAGGAUUCUGAACAACUUGGUUUCGCGUAUUGUAGACAGAUGCUAUGAAGAUAGUAUCAAGAAGGUCCGAGAGCUACCAGUGAUCCCAGAGGUGCCUCUGGAAGGAUCCCAUGACAUAGCCAAUUGUGAAGCAUGCUUUCUGGGUUUCUGUACAUGGGGCUUUCAAAACUGGACAGAGCCUUCCAAUUCCCCACUCUCCUACAUGGAUAUUGGGAGUUCCUUGCCUCCUAUUAGCCAAAGCCAGGCUAAGAACCAGUCAGCUGAGGCAAAGGAGGCUCAGGGGAAUGGCUAUCCCUAUGUUCUUAAGAGGUCAGGGCCCAGCCAUACUACUGCUAGGAUCCAAGUGUCUGGGACGGUUCCUCAACCCAAACAGGAGCUGGGCCAAAAACCCACACUGGGAGACCAGCAGGCCACACCGGGAACAGGCCCACAGGCAAUCCAAGUAGCAGGAUCACCUCUCCCAGGGUGGACGGACCAACAGCCAAAACUGACAGCGAGCCCAUUAGUGACAAGGAGGGCAAAUUCACAGUCCACACACAGUGCCACAGCUGCACGUGGGUCUGCAACUACCAGGGUCCCUCAAGCUGCCUGGGGAAGGCGGGAGAGGUGUUCACCCAGAUGUCCUGGUCCAGACAGCUUUCCCAAAUACUCUCCCUCAGGGACACCAAACAGCUCCCUGGGCCAGGAGAGUGUUUUCAGGUUGGGCUGUAUCUGUGCUGUUGCUCUGUUUUCCUUUAUUGUGACCAAAUUCUUAUAAGUAGAAUUAUGAAAAUAGGUAGGCCUAUCUUCUUCUCUUUGCAUGUCUUAAUUCCAUUGUAAUCAAUAUACUGGCUGCCAUUUUAAUAUGACAAUUUGCUUUGAGAAAAAGUAGUGUCAAGUUUGUAGGAUAAAGAUUGUUUUCUUGUAUCUCCUUUACAGAAAGUCUAAAACCUGACCUAGCAAAUAAUGGACCCAAUAAUAAAUAUUUGUUGAAUCACUAAAA
Molecule: messenger RNA, 1418 nt
Organism: Manis pentadactyla (Chinese pangolin)
Lineage: Eukaryota; Metazoa; Chordata; Mammalia; Pholidota; Manidae
Gene: RTP4
Product: receptor transporter protein 4
Exons: 2
Coding region: 69-1193 (374 amino acids)
Biological process (GO): protein targeting to membrane; detection of chemical stimulus involved in sensory perception of bitter taste; protein insertion into membrane
Cellular component (GO): cytoplasm
Molecular function (GO): olfactory receptor binding
Source: RefSeq, a predicted model, not a curated record